Jatropha curcas is the source of this 893-nucleotide messenger RNA. Its product is annotated as protein LIGHT-DEPENDENT SHORT HYPOCOTYLS 10. Gene Ontology annotation, cellular component: nucleus. Lineage: Eukaryota; Viridiplantae; Streptophyta; Magnoliopsida; Malpighiales; Euphorbiaceae. Gene Ontology annotation, biological process: mRNA transcription; response to light stimulus. The record is from RefSeq and is a predicted model, not a curated record.
UUUUCAUCUUUCUCCCCACUGCACUACACUAUUCUUCUUUCACAUUUGCUCUCUCUCUCUCUCUCUCUCUAGCCUCUACCUUUUUAUUUUUUUUUCCCCCAUUUCUUGCUUAAAAUACCCAAGAAUUUCUCUGCAACCAAAAAAGAAUUAAUCAUGUCAGGUGACAAACCUAAAGAUUCUGCUGAAGGGUCUUCGCGAUCCAGCGGUGAUCAUCAUCAUCAGCAGCAGCAACUUCCUCAACCGGCACCGUUGAGCCGGUACGAGUCGCAGAAACGGCGAGACUGGAACACUUUUGGACAAUACUUGAAAAACCAGAGACCGCCAGUUUCACUUUCGCAGUGUAACUGUAACCAUGUUCUUGAUUUUCUUAGGUAUCUUGAUCAGUUUGGGAAAACUAAGGUUCAUUUACACGGAUGUGUGUUUUUUGGACAACCAGACCCUCCUGCUCCUUGCACUUGCCCUCUAAGGCAAGCUUGGGGUAGCCUUGAUGCCCUAAUCGGACGGCUUCGAGCUGCUUACGAAGAGCAUGGAGGAUCACCUGAGACUAAUCCUUUUGGAAAUGGUGCUAUUCGGGUUUAUUUACGCGAAGUAAGAGAGUGUCAAGCUAAAGCUAGAGGAAUUCCCUAUAAGAAGAAAAAGAAGAAGAAGAAUCAAAUCAAGCCUAGAGAGGAUGCUAAGCCCUCCAUGCCACAGCCAGCUUAAUAUAUUACUUGAUCCCUUGGCUUUUGCAGUUAAAUGGAUCAGACACAGAAUAGGUCAGUCGAAUGGGAAGGUCAUUGAAAAGGCAAAAAUGUUCGAUAUUUCGAUUUGUCUCGUACUUAUAUAUAGGUGGGUAUUAGCUAGCUAAGUUCUCCUUUUGCAGAUAUAAUUAUAUAUAUAUAUAUAUAUAUAUA